AUGAGCAAUUAAAAAGUGAGAGAUUUAACAUUCAAUUAUCAAAACGAUCUUUAUUAAACUUAUAAUUAAUAUUUUCAAGAUAUAAUUAGUAAAUAAAUAGAUAACUAACAUUCACUUAAGCAAAUUAUUAAGAUCUUUAAAAACCAAGAAGUUUUUGGCAAGUGUGAAAAACAUAAAAUAAACAAACACAUUCAAUUUCCAAUAAAAGAAGCAAAGAUAGAUAGAAAGAGUUAAAGAUACCAACAGCAAUUCAAUCAAAUGGAAGAAGAAUAGUUAUAGGAAGACCAAGAUUACAAUGAAGUUUACAAAUACAAGUUUUCAGAUUAGCAGGACGAUGAUUAAACAAAAGGGAGAAUGUUUUUAAGUGGCAAGGAAGUUGCUUUUGACAUUAAUUUUAUUCACAACAACUAUAUUAAGGCCGUUUUGACUUUAACAUCCUCAUCUAACCCAGAAUACAAGGAGGAGGAUAAUAUAUAACACAUGAUGAUUGAUAUUGAAGAUAACACUGCUUAUGAUAUAGGAAAGGAUUUCGAGUCUACCUUCGAAUUCAUCGAUACCAAUUUAUAAAAAGGCAAUGUGCUCAUUCACUGUGAGAAGGGAGUAUCCAGAAGUCCGACUAUUGCAAUAGCUUAUAUCAUGAGAAAGGAGAGAAAAAUCUUGUCGUAUGUUCUUGCCAAAAUGAAAGAAAAACGUAAAGUAGUUUAACCUAACGGUGGGUUUAUAUACCAUUUAGAAACAUACAACAAACACCUAAUUAAAACUUAUUAAGAAGAUUACGAUAAGCACAAUUAGAAGAAGCCAACACAUUAACACAGUUAAAAUUGUAGUAAAAUUCUAGCAAAUCAUUCUCAUUCUAUGCAGCUUUCCUCAAAUUAAACAACUGAUAAAUAAUAAUAAUAGUUACAGGACAACAGUUCAUAAGUGUCCGAAACUCUUGAAAACCCAAAGCAAAUGUGA
Tetrahymena thermophila SB210 is the source of this 957-nucleotide messenger RNA. RefSeq names its product dual specificity phosphatase domain protein. NCBI's taxonomy places the organism in Eukaryota, Ciliophora, Oligohymenophorea, Hymenostomatida, Tetrahymenidae. Gene Ontology annotation, molecular function: MAP kinase tyrosine/serine/threonine phosphatase activity; protein tyrosine/threonine phosphatase activity. The transcript has a single exon. Gene Ontology annotation, cellular component: cytoplasm. The record is from RefSeq and is a predicted model, not a curated record. Gene Ontology annotation, biological process: negative regulation of MAPK cascade; protein dephosphorylation.